AUGCCUUUCAACCUGGAAGACGUGAUCUCAAAAUAUCGAGACUUCGAAUUUACCUCACCUUAUCUCUAUUAUGGGCUCGCUAUCUUUAUAUUCUGCUACUGGUGGAAGUCCACAACACUGGAAAAUCCAUCGGGGCUACCAGUCAUUGGCAGAAGAUGGUAUGAGUUGGGUAAUGGCAAAGCCAAAAAACGGUUCCGGGAUGAUUGCCUGGGCCUGGUCCGGUCUUGUCAAGAAAAGUAUGGAGAUGCUUUCUAUCUGUAUACCGAUUCUACGUAUCGCUUGAUCCUUUGUCGCAAUUAUAUCGAUAUGAUGCGCAAUGAAAAGGGCCUGGACUUCGCCAGCGCACUCGCAUUGAAACUGGACAAUGGUGUGCACGGCUUUGAGCCAAUGGGAACCAUGACAAGUGACAAGAAGAUUAUACAGGCCGUGGCGAAGCACUCGCUUAAUCGCCAUCUGGGUGAGUUGUUCCUUCCUUUGACAUUGGCGCUGACAAGCCCACCAGAAUUCCACGAGGUGAUGUUGAAGGACAGUGUUUGGAAAUUCUUCUCACAGAUCAUGUCCCGGACAUUUAUCAACGACCCAGACUACUAUCGAAACCCGGAGUGGGUUGAGGCGAGCUCGGAAUACGUCGAGCUGUCCGCCACCGCGGGAUAUGAACUUCGAUUCUUCCCAGCGUGGGCGAAACCCCUAGCCGCACAAGUCUCCCCCAAUUGUCGGAGACUCAAAACGCUUUUCGAACGUAUCAAUGCUCUCUUGGGCCCGUUGAAGGAGAAGCUUGAUAAGCAAGGCUUAGAACUUGACUCCAAGAGCCCACUCAGUUUCUUAUAUCAGAAGGUGGAAGGUCGUUUAGACGAGCUUGCAUCGUAUGUAAUCGGUCUCUGUCUUGUGUCGUUCGAUGGAGGAGGCGAGCUCUUCACCCAUGUCCUACACUCGGUUUGGAGGAAUGAACAACUGGUCCGUGACCUCCGUUCGGAAAUCGUCAACGUGGUUGGGAAGGAGGGCUUCAACAAGAAUUCCCUGCAGAACUUGGUGCUCAUGGAUAGCGUCCUAAAGGAGACGCUACGUUUGCAUCCCGAAUCCGUUCUUCUGUUGCAGCGAAUGGCCACGGAGAAAGUCGUGCUAGCUGACGGACUCAUCAUCCCCAAAGGUACCCCGAUCAUGGCCUCGACAUCCCACAUUGUCGACGGGUCGACCUGGCCUGACGGCGACAAGUUCGACGGCUACCGGUUUCUUAACCUCCGCCAGGAUCCAGAUCGUACUGCAAGCUUGGCCUCAUACAACUUCACCUCAACAUCUGCAGACCAUUUCGGCUUUGGGCAUGGAUCCCAAGUAUGUCCGGGGAGGUUCUUUGCGUCGCAUAUGCAGAAAAUACUGCUUUGUCAUGUGCUCAUGAAGUAUGAUGUUGAGGUUAUGAUUCCGGAGGAGGGCGCAUGGUUUCAACGGGGACAGACUCAUGUUGCGCAUCCGGGGCUGAAGGCCCUUGUUAGGCGGAGGAAAGAGGAGAUCCACCUGUGA
Messenger RNA from Aspergillus candidus, 1515 nucleotides. Its product is annotated as cytochrome P450. Bases 1 to 1515 code for a protein of 504 amino acids. The record is from RefSeq and is a predicted model, not a curated record. Gene Ontology annotation, molecular function: iron ion binding; monooxygenase activity; heme binding. NCBI's taxonomy places the organism in Eukaryota, Fungi, Ascomycota, Eurotiomycetes, Eurotiales, Aspergillaceae. The transcript is spliced from 5 exons.